Betta splendens (Siamese fighting fish) is the source of this 1603-nucleotide messenger RNA. It is a transcript of the gene usp18, whose product is annotated as ubiquitin specific peptidase 18. Gene Ontology annotation, cellular component: cytosol; nucleus. The record is from RefSeq and is a predicted model, not a curated record. The transcript is spliced from 10 exons. Lineage: Eukaryota; Metazoa; Chordata; Actinopteri; Anabantiformes; Osphronemidae. Gene Ontology annotation, biological process: protein deubiquitination. Gene Ontology annotation, molecular function: cysteine-type endopeptidase activity; cysteine-type deubiquitinase activity. Bases 246 to 1265 code for a protein of 339 amino acids.
UGCAGUGCAGCACAACCAAAGGUUUAAAAAGAACCGACUAAAUGGGUGAAAACCUACGGACCGACUCUAGAGCUCCGCUGCAGGCGCUGGUUUGGUUCUGCGCAUUCGAAGCAUAAGUUUCGUUUUCCGGAAAGCGACGAAGAGCAACGACAUAAAACGAAAGUAAGCGACGACUCGAAGGUGCAGCUGUUGACGUGGGUCGGGAUCUGCGCGAACGUCUGUAUUCGCUCUGGUCCUGUUCCGUCAUGGCCCGGUACCAGAGUGACAGCAUGUUGGGAGCGAUGUUCAGACUGUUUGACCUGAGGGACUGUCGCUGCGGGGUGAGGGGUCUCCCCAACGAGCACCUGUCCUGCUGCGUCAACAGCAUCCUGCAGACGCUCUCCGCCACCUGGGAGCUCGCAGACCUGCUGGAAAAGUGGGAGGCGUCCGGCGUGAAAGCGGAGGCCUGGAGCGUCCCGCUGCAGCUGAGCCGAGCGCUGGCAGCCAUGAGGAGCGAGCCCCCCCGUCCGGCGCCGCACCGCGACCUCCUCCGCUGCCUGGACCGACACUGCGUCCGGCUGAACACGCAGCACGACGCGGACGAGGUGUUUGUCGCCAUCAUGAAUUUAAUGCAGCAGCAGAUGGAGGACAGAUCAACGGCCCUUGAAAUCCAGAACCUGUACAGGUUGUCUGUGGAGACCCAUGUGCAGUGUUUGCAGUGCAGCUCGGUCCAGAGCCAGAGCAGCUACCUGCUCAGUCUGCCUCUGCACAUCCAGGAAGACCACAACUCUCUGGAAGGCUGCCUGAAGUCCUUCUUUGAGCCUCAGGAGCUCGGGGGCAUCAACUGCUGCUUCUGUCCAGCAUGUGAAUCAAAGACUCCAUCAAAAAAGGGCUUCAAACUGCUGUCCCUGCCUCCCAUCCUGUGCCUCCAUCUCAAGCGCUUCCGAAGCAGCUCCGGUCGCACCCGGAAGCUCGGCUGCACGGUGACCUUCCCGGAAAGCUUGGACCUCCUCGCCGCCGUGCGAGACGCCUUCCCGUCGGACUGCGUCCAGGCCGCCUGCCGCUACGCGCUGUACGCCGUGGUGGUGCAUUCUGGGAGCGCCCACUUCGGACACUACACGGCGUACGUCCGCGACCGGACGGACCGGCGCUGGUACUACGCCGACGACAGCCACGUGCAGCAGGCCUCCUGGGAAGACGUGCAGGGAACGUAUGGAGACCGGCACAGGAGCACGGCCUACAUGUUGAUGUACAGAAGAGGUUCUGCAGAGGAGCACCGUGAAUAAAGUGGAUGAAAUAAUCUGGGAACAAGGUGUAAAAUAGGAUCAGCGUGGGAGCAGUGUGCACUUUAUGCAUCUAAUCAGUUUGUGGGUGAUUUAUUGUAUAUCUAUGUGGUGGUGAGGGGUUUUAAUGUUUCCUGACUCAGUAGUUCCCCCUGAGCACCACUAGGUGUCGCUGCAGCCUCAGGCUGCUGCUGCUCUCACCUGUCGGACCACACGCACUGUGAACGUGAUACUGAGGGUGGGUGGGGGACUGUGGUGCUCCGAUAUUCACUGUCUGUUUACUUAUGAUGUCAUUUAAUAUAGGAAGUACUCCACAUUAAAAAUGAAGUUGUUUUCCAUCA